AGCCUUGCAGGAGGAGCGAGCGUCCCGGUGCUGGGUGGGAGGUGGAACAGGUCGGACAAAGCACUGGCGUCGGGACCUUUCGGAACCUAUCUGCUUAACUUUUUAAGCAAUUAAUGGAUGCUUGGAAGUUGACAUACAAAUCUAUUCAGAAAUGUUUUGCCACCUGAGACCUGUGAGGAGGUUAUUUCUAGAGAAGAUAUUUCCACACUGGUUUCUCUACUCAAGAGCAUUAUCAGGAGCUGAAGCAGUCAAUGCCUUGAGGCCUUUCUAUUUUGCAGUACAUCCAGAUUUCUUUGGACAGCACCCCAGAGAAAGGGAAGUCAAUGAAAAUUCUCUUAAGAGGUUAAGUGCCUACUUAGAAAACCUCCAGAAACCAGGCUUCAAGUCUUUGAAACCAACUCAGCUUACAUUUUAUAUAAGAGAAACAGACCAGAAUUCCUCUGGUGGCCAGGAACCUUUUAGUACUUACGGAUUUCGAGCAGUCAAAUUUACUUUGCACACCAGAGAUCUGCUAAGCACAGUAUUAUAUAUUCUCAACUCCUGCAGUUUAUCUACUGAACAUAUCCAAAGCUUGAAUACUAAUGUGCAUUCCCAGUCUCUCAAAGAAGCUAAAAAGAUGUCCAACAGGCCCAUCAAAUGGGACAAGUCUUAUUACUCCUUUACUGGAUUCAAGGACCCUGAGGAAGACCUUGAACAAGUCUCAAGAAUGGAAACAACUCUAACAUCCUGGUUAGAUAACAAUGGAAAAAGUGCUGUGAAAAAGCUGAAGAAUAGUUUGCCGCUUAGAAAAGACCUAGAUCGUUUAAAAGAUGAACUGUCUCAUCAGUUACAGCUCUCAGAUAUCAGGUGGCAGAGAAGCUGGGGUAUCGCCCACCGCUGCAGCCAGCUACAUAGUCUAGGCCGCCUGGCACAGCAGAAUUUGGAAACACUUAAAAAAGCAAAAGGCUGCACGAUCAUAUUUACAGACCGUUCUGGCAUGAGUGCCGUGGGCCAUGUGAUGCUAGGAACAAUGGAUGUCCAUCAUCACUGGACAAAACUUUUUGAAAGAUUGCCAAGUUAUUUUGACCUUCAGAGGAGGCUGAUACUUUUAGAAGACCAAAUAAGCUAUCUUUUAGGUGGCAUACAAGUUGUUUAUAUUGAAGAAUUACAGCCAGUAUUGACACUUGAAGAAUAUUACUCUCUUCUUGACGUGUUCUAUAAUAGACUGCUAGAAAGUAGAAUACCUUUUCACCCUCGAAGUCUGCGUGGCUUACAAAUGAUGCUUAACAGUGACAGAUAUGCUCCAAGCUUGCAUGAACUCGGGCAUUUUAACAUCCCAACACUGUGUGAUCCAGUAAAUCUCCAAUGGUUUAUUCUCACCAGAGCCCAGCAGGCAAGAGAGAACAUAAAGAGGAAGGAAGAGUUAAAGGUUAUUGAAAAUGAAUUGAUACAGGCUUCAACAAAGAAAUUUUCUCUGGAGAAGUUAUAUAAGGAGCCCAGCAUUUCUAGUAAACAAAUGGUGGAUUGUUGUAAGAGACUUCUAGAACAAUCACUGCCUUAUCUACAUGGGAUGCACCUCUGCGUUUCACAUUUUUACUCUGUUAUGCAAGAUGGAGACCUUUGUAUUCCUUGGAAUUGGAAAAAUGGAGAAGCUGUAAAAUAACACAGAAAUCUUUCAUUUUUUAAAGAGAUAAGGAACUGUUAAACUAAGCUUAUUUAAUAUCACAAUUUGAAAUAACAGUAUUAUUUACAUAUUACAAGAACAAAGUUUCUAAAUGCUGCUUUAAAAGUAAACAUUUGUAAAAAAAUAAUUUCUGCUGGGAAACUUGUUUUAAAAGGGCUUUAUGUCCCAGAUAAAAUUGUGAUAUUGAUUGGCAAGAUGAGGCAAAAGGAUGUUACAGUGAAAGAACAUAUUUUUAGUAAUAUGUAAAUGAAGGAUUCUGCAGGAGUCAUGUUUUUACGUGAGUGAAUGUUGGUUGGGGGCUGAACAAGUGUGUGUGUGUGAGUAUAAACAGGUCUCAUAUUCGGUGUAGCUCUGAAGUAAUGGGACUCAUCUCUACAUGUAACACAAUUCAACAUGCAUCUUUUACAUCUCAUGGAUAUAUAUACACACACAUACUUUGUAAACAAAAGCCCAGUUGAUAUCUAAAACAGGUGACUAAUAGGUAGCAAAAGAUAGAUAACCAAAUUUUGCCUGAGGGAGAGUAGAAGGAAAAAAAGCUAUUGAAUACAUGGUAAUGACUUUGUCAUCAGCAGUCUGAUACCAGUUUAUUAAAACAUCUUCAGUGACAGAGAAUUUAGUUUUAAACCCACAAUUUCUCCUAUCCAUGAAAAAAUUGUAACUGUUGAUAGCAUGAAACCAACAGACAGGAAAUGUUUUUGAAUCAUUUAAUGAGGUGACUCAUUUGUUUUCACAGGCAAUCACUGUCCAGGAAAAUCCUUGCCUAUUUCCCAAAGAGCCCUAGGAAGUAGAGUCAAGUGUAAAGUGGUUUAGACCAUUCAGGAUUUCUGUCCCUGCUCUCAGCCUUGAUCCUCCUGUUCAGUGUUUGAAACUCUUUUGUUAGCUCUGGCCUGGUUAAAGCCCCUGUGAGUCACCUCAUGUUCGUAGUGACACAGUUUAACCCCAGGUGGUUUAUGGUGUCCCCAGCAAAGUUGAGAGACCUGUCUCCAAACUCGGUGCUUCUCUCUGUGCAGAUUACCCUAAGGUUCCUUAGGGUGAUAUUUUUAACUAGAUCCAAAACCCCUUCAGCUCAUUUCUCAAGAAGACAAGGUGAAUUUUGGUUUGGGACACCACUUUUGUGGCUCUUGCUGCUAAAGAGAUCAGAAAGAAAUUUUUUCUGCAGUGCAUUAGAAAGUAAAGGAGAUGUUAAAGUCGGUUCUUGAAAUAUGUUUUAAAUUUUUCUAAAACACAGAUUAUUUAAGCAGUUUAAAUUCAAAUGAAUUCAAAAGAAAUAUUUAUUUGUAAUUAUUAUAGUUUGUGCAUAUCGUCCCUUUUAACUUGUGCGUAGCAAUUAUACAGAUGCUCUUCAAGUUACGGUGGGGUUAUGUCCAAGUAAACCCAUUGUAAGUUGAAGAUAUUGUAAGUUAAAAAUGUGUUUGAUAUGCCUAAUCUACUGAACGUCAUAGCUUAGCCUGGCCUCCCUCAAACAUGCUCAGAACACUUAGAUCAGCCUGCAGUUAGGCAAAAUCUUCUAACAGAAAGCCUAUUUUAUAAUAAAGUGGUGAAUGUCUCAUGUAAUUUAUUGAAUACUGUACUUUAUGUCAAAAUUGUAACAAUUUUGCACCAUCGUAAAUUUGAAAAAUCCUAAAUGGAACCAUCUUAGGUGGAGGACUGUCUGUACUUAAAUUUUGUUUUCUAAUGUAACAAAUGUUGCCCGUAAAGAUUUUCCACAGCCAUGUAAUGGGAAUGAAAAAUUCCUUAAAGGUUAUAUAAGAAAAUUUAUUGGAAAACUAGGUUUGGAUUAUACCAUUUCUAAA
Cynocephalus volans (Philippine flying lemur) is the source of this 3456-nucleotide messenger RNA. It is a transcript of the gene TCAIM, whose product is annotated as T cell activation inhibitor, mitochondrial. NCBI's taxonomy places the organism in Eukaryota, Metazoa, Chordata, Mammalia, Dermoptera, Cynocephalidae. The transcript is spliced from 11 exons. Gene Ontology annotation, cellular component: mitochondrion. The record is from RefSeq and is a predicted model, not a curated record. Bases 152 to 1642 code for a protein of 496 amino acids.